AUGGCUACAGGUGGGAAAUUAAAUCAGGUACCGAAAGUACUCAAGAGGCUUUUACCAGGCAACUCAUCGAGGGAAGAUGAUCGAGAUACGGGAACCAAGGUUCCAAAGCAGGGUCAGAUUGAGAGCAAUGUCCCAAUGGAAUGCGGUCCAGCCGCAGAGGAGGAGAAGCAAAUUCAACCCAGAGACAGUGACGUCAGAGACACUGAGCAGGACCCUGGAACCAGCACAAGUGAGGCGACUGCCUGUCAGCCCAGAGACAGUGACGUCAGAGACACUGAGCAGGACCCUGGAACCGGCACAAGUGAGGCGACUGCCUGUCAGCCCAGAGACAGUGACGUCAGAGACACUGAGCAGGACCCUGGAACCGGCACAAGUGAGGCGACUGCCUGUCAGCCCAGAGACAGUGACGUCAGAGACACUGAGCAGGUCCCUGGAACCGGCACAAGUGAGGCGACUGCCUGUCAGCCCAGAGACAGUGACGUCAGAGACACUGAGCAGGACCCUGGAACCGGCACAAGUGAGGCGACUGUCUGUCAGCUCGGAAACUCAUUAAACACGGAAUUGUCCAGUGCCCAACAGGGAGUGGAGCCAGAGUUUACAAUCUCCGACCUCCUGGCAGAGGGGGGCGAGUAUCGACUGUACCAACUGACCAAGUUCUACAGGGACAGACUCAAACAUGCAAUUGAAGAGAAAGUUGAACGACUCGGUUGGAUGUUGACAAAGGAUGGACAUUUCAGUCGAGAAGAAAAUGAGAAAGUCACUGAACUGACGGAGAAGGGAAACCGGACAGAGAGUUCCAGACUCUUCCUCAGUUUGGUGAAUGGCAAAGGCUCCCGGGCCCGACGGGCGAUGUGGGAAUCCUUUGUGAUGUGGAGGACUGAGUUACCGAAGUUGGACAGGAUACUGAGGGAGAUACAGGAGCUCGGUCCUGACCCAGAGGAAUACAUGAACAUCGCACAAGGGUUGUCUGAGUUACCCACUGAACUGACAGAUGUUCAACAGAAACACAAGGAGACUCUGCGGGCACAAACUGAAACACUGAGAGUGAACACGAUCCUAAUGAGGGAGAAGGUGAAGGUUUUCCAGCUGAUUGAUCGAUACACAAAGCUCACGGUCACUUCUACUCUUCGAGUUCGGAGACUGGUGGAACACGAGCUGCUGGCAAGAGGCAGAGACCACGAGGAGUGGAGAGAGGAACAUCUCCGUGGAGCGUUAGAAAAAAUAGAGACUGCUCAGUUAUUCCACAGCAGUUUUUCCCGGAGAAAAUCCAAAUCUGGCAGCUCUGCAGCAGUAGCCGGAGUGCCAGGAAUCGGGAAAACAACAAUGGUACAGAAGAUUGUUUAUGACUGGGCCGCGGGGAAUAUAUUCCAACAAUUCCAGUUUGUCUUCAGUUUCAAAUUCCGGGAUUUAAACUCAAUUAACUGCAGAAUAAACCUGAGGGAACUGAUUCUGGAUCAGUAUCCUUACUUUGGGAAUAUCCUGAGAGAGGUCUGGAAGAACCCAGAGGCAUUGCUGUUUAUAUUCGAUGGUUUGGAUGAAUUCAAGCACACAAUUGAUUUUGCGGACAGUCGGAGAUACACAGAACCCAAGCACCAGUGCCCAGAUCCCGAGUGGUGGUGUGAAGUGUCGGACAUUGUGUACAGUUUAAUCCAGGGCAAGCUGCUCCCAGGGUGUUCAGUGCUGGUGACCACCCGCCCCACUGCGUUACAUUUAUUGGAAAAGGCAGAGAUCAGUGUCCGGGCUGAAAUCCUGGGAUUUGUUGGUGAGGAACGGAAGGAAUAUUUCAUCAAGCAUUUUGAAGAUCAGAUGGUGGCAGCAGCUCUUUUCAAACACGUGCAGGAGAAUGAGAUCCUGUACACUAUGAGCUACAACCCCUCCUACUGCUGGAUCCUCGCUCUGGCACUGGGCCCCUUCUUCACACAAAGAGUCAGGGACCCGCAAAGAGUUCCCAAGACCAUCACCCAACUGUACUCCUACUAUAUUUACAAUAUCCUAAAAAAUCACGGCCGUGAGAUUGAGAGACCCCGUGAUGUGUUUCUCAGGGUGGGUCAGAUGGCCUACAGAGGAGUGUCCGAGAAGAAGAUUGUGUUUACAGACGGAGAUUUGAUCAAGUUCAAUCUGCAGCCUUCCCAGUUCCUGUCCGGGUUCCUGAUGGAGCUUUUGGAGAGAGAGGAUUCUGCCCACAGUGUGGUGUACACAUUCCCACACCUCACCAUCCAAGAGUUUGUAGCUGCAGUCGCACAAUUCCUGACUGUACAUCCCGAGGAUAUCCUGAAAUUCCUCACUGAAGCCCACAAGACGGAAGAUGGGCGAUUUGAGGUAUUUCUCCGAUUUGUUGCUGGUCUCUCCAACCCAAUGACAGCUCGGGGCCUGGAGGAGUUUCUGGGUCCAUUUCCUCAUCAAGCAACCUGCCGGGUGAUUGACUGGGUGAAGGAGGAGGUUAAACGCCAGAGUGGAAACACGGGUGACACUGAUAAAAGGAGACUCCUGAACACAUUGCACUACCUGUUUGAGUCUCAGAAUCGUGGACUGGCUCAGGCCGCACUGGGAUCUCUGAAAACACUUUCAUUCAGUGAAAUGACACUGACACCGGUUGACUGCGCGGUCCUGUCUCAUGCCAUCGGACUCUGUGAUACUAUAAAAGAACUCGACCUGCAGAGUUGCCACAUUCAGUGUGAAGGAAUCCAGCGGCUGGGACCCGGGCUGAACAAGUGCCAGGAGUUGAGACUUGGGGAGAAUGACCUGGGAGAUUCAGGAGUGAAACUGGUGUCUGCGGCUCUGAGGAACCCGGAGUGUAAAAUACAGACACUGGGGCUGAGGGGUGUCGGUCUCACAGAUUCUGGGGCCGAGGAUCUCGUCUCCGCUCUCAGUACAAACCCAUCACUGACGGAGCUGGACCUGAGUAAUAAUGAACUGGGAGAUUCAGGAGUGAAACUGGUGUCUGCGGCUCUGAGGAACUCGGAGUGUAAAAUACAGACACUGUGGCUGACCCGUGUCGGUCUCACAGAUUCUGGGGCCGAGGAUCUCGUCUCCGCUCUCAGUACAAACCCAUCACUGACGGAGCUGGAGCUGAGUGGUAAUAAACUGGGGGAUUCAGGAGUGAAACUGGUGUCUGCGGCUCUGAGGAACCCGGAGUGUAAAAUACAGAAACUGGAGCUGAGGGGUGUCGGUCUCACAGAUUCUGGGGCCGAGGAUCUCGUCUCCGCUCUCAGUACAAACCCAUCACUGACGGAGCUGAGCCUGGGAUCAAACUCUCUGACAGACCGAUCUGUCCCCGGUCUCCGCCGCCUCAUACUGACCCGCCCGAGUCUGAAGUGGAUCCGGCUGUACGGGAAUCGGUUCAGUGAGACCGGGAGGAAGGAACUGAGAUCUCUGCAGGGAGUCAGACCCGGACUGAGAGUGUGGAUCUGAAUGUGUGAACAUCCCCGCCCGCGGAAUGGAGCCGAUUCCCCCCUCCCCUUUAACUACCCCUCCCCCUCCCCUUUAACUACCCCUCCCCUCCCCUUUAACUCCCCCUCCCCCUCCCCUUUA
Molecule: messenger RNA, 3531 nt
Organism: Hypanus sabinus (Atlantic stingray)
Lineage: Eukaryota; Metazoa; Chordata; Chondrichthyes; Myliobatiformes; Dasyatidae
Product: NACHT, LRR and PYD domains-containing protein 3-like
Exons: 11
Coding region: 1-3411 (1136 amino acids)
Cellular component (GO): cytoplasm
Molecular function (GO): protein binding
Source: RefSeq, a predicted model, not a curated record